UCCACCCGGAAGUUGUGUCAUCCGUUGAUGGCUGCGCUGUGGUAGAGCACGCUCCUUUGCCGCUCGUCCUUUGCUCGCGUGGCUGGCAUCAUGGGGAAGUCGCGGCGGAGAAUCGCUCUGGGCCUGAGACCUUCCGCAGCACGCGAAGAAAAGAUCGAGGAACCGGCGCCGGGAGCCCUGUGCGUCACGGAGGAGGCAGACGAUUUCCACGAGCGGCGGCUUGAGGAGGCGGUGCUGGCGGCGCUGGGCAGCGACGAGGAGGAGGAAAGUGAGGAAGAGGAGGAGGUGCUGGGACUGGAACUCGCUGAAGAGGAUGAGACAGAUGAGGAUGAGGAAGGAGAAAAUGAGGAAGGGGGUGAUGAUGAUAACGAUGACGAACCCCCAGACAUGGACAGUGACCUGGAAGAGAAGCGAGUUAGCAGUGGGGGCUCUGGCCUCCCCGAUGAGCUUGCUUGGGGUCAACGGAAGCAACUCUAUUACGGCACUGAUUAUGGCAAGGCUCCCACUCGAUCCAAAGCUGGCAAGAAGAGCCGGGAGGAAACUGAAGCUGAAGAGCUGGAAGAAGAGGAGGAGGCCCAGGCCAUUCAGAAACGGCUGGCACAAAACUUGGGUGAAGAUGACUAUGGCCUGGAUCUGCUGCAGGGUUACACCAGGACAGCAGAACAGCCCAGCGAAAAAGAUUCUGGAAAAAAAAUUGCCAAAGACUUGCAGUCUCUUUCCAAAAAGGAGCAGCUGAAGUUGUUGAAAAAAGAAUCUCCUGAGUUGCUGGAGCUGAUUCAGGACUUUGAAGCCAAGGUGACUGAGCUCAGAGAUGAGCUGGAGCCACUUAUGCAGAUGGUAAGAAAGGGGGUCAUCCCACAAGGAAAAGGCAGCCAGUACUUGCAGACCAAGUACCAUCUCUAUUUGAACUAUUGCUGUAAUAUCAGUUUUUAUCUCGUGCUGAAAGCAAAACGGAUUCCAGUUCAUGGACACCCUGUCAUUGAAAGACUUUUGACAUACAGAAAUUUAAUCAAUGACUUAGGAGUAGUCGACGAAAAAUUGUCACCUGAGGUUCGUCUGCUCCUUAAUGAAUUUAAUAGUAAUGAUAGCGAUGGGAUUGAAGGUAAAAAGAAGUCCAGAGUGUCUGUGAGAAAUCUUGUUAAUAAAAGAAAACCUAAAACAAUUUAUAAGAUUCCAAAUGGUGAUGCUGAUGAAGAACCCACAGAUGAUUCUGAUUUAGACGAGGAGGCUGCUCUGAAUUAUUACAAGGAGAUGGAAGAAAAGAUAAAACUUGAGAAAAAGAAGAAACGAGAAAAAAUGGAAGAUGUGGAAACACUGAUUCCAGAAGAGGAAAUACCAGGUCAAAAGAGGGGUGCAACAUAUCAGAUUGUCAAGAAUAAAGGCCUCACACCCAAAAGGAAGAAGAUUGAUCGUAAUCCAAGAGUCAAGCAUCGUGAGAAGUUCAGACGAGCUAAGAUACGUAGGAAGGGGCAAGUUCGUGAGGUCCGCACAGAAGAACAAAGAUACGGAGGCGAACUGUCUGGCAUUCGUGCUGGGGUUAAGAAAAGCAUUAAACUUAAGUGAUUCUUUGCAUUUUUAAACAGGUUAAUGUGAUUUUAAUAAAUAUCAUUUUUAAAAAA
Messenger RNA from Varanus komodoensis (Komodo dragon), 1619 nucleotides. It is a transcript of the gene UTP3, whose product is annotated as UTP3 small subunit processome component. NCBI's taxonomy places the organism in Eukaryota, Metazoa, Chordata, Lepidosauria, Squamata, Varanidae. The transcript has a single exon. The coding region runs from base 91 to 1563 and encodes 490 amino acids. The record is from RefSeq and is a predicted model, not a curated record. Gene Ontology annotation, biological process: maturation of SSU-rRNA from tricistronic rRNA transcript (SSU-rRNA, 5.8S rRNA, LSU-rRNA). Gene Ontology annotation, cellular component: nucleolus; small-subunit processome.